Messenger RNA from Triticum dicoccoides, 1629 nucleotides. RefSeq lists its product as uncharacterized. The transcript has 6 exons. Bases 100 to 1629 code for a protein of 509 amino acids. The record is from RefSeq and is a predicted model, not a curated record. NCBI's taxonomy places the organism in Eukaryota, Viridiplantae, Streptophyta, Magnoliopsida, Poales, Poaceae.
CCGCCGCCCACCAAUUGUCUCUGUGUAGGAGUCAGCCACCGGUCGCCGUUUCUGCAACAGUCACUCCUCGUUGCCAUGCCUCAACAUCGGCCAAGUUAGAUGGAUAGAUCUUGGAUUCGUGGCACACUGUUCUCUCGAGAGUACGUCAAUGGUGUCAAAGAGUUUAUGAACUUAAUUCAAGCAAAAUUCAGCGAGGAUGAAGAAAUACUAUGCCCAUGUAGAGAAUGCCUUAAUCGCAAAUACUGGCAUCAAGCUGUUGUGAACAAGCACAUAUUGACGCAUGGCAUGGAAAGUACAUAUACUCGCUGGAUAUAUCAUGGAGAAGACUUCAAUGCAGAUGUUAUUGAGCAUCCUGUUGAUGUGCAUGACUCCGAGGAUGGUAACAAUGGUGCUGACCGAUUUGAAGAGAUGUUUGGCGACCUAUGCACAGCAAUAGAACAAGAUCAGAAGGAAACUAAAAAUGAAGACGGUAACAAUGAUGCAAAUCCUUCUAAGACUGAGUCCUUUCUGAAGAACGUGAGGAAAGAGUCAAAGCAGCACCUUUAUCAUGGUUGUACCAAGUUUUCAAGGUUCUCAUUUGUGGUGAAUCUUCUUCAUUUGAAGUCAUGCCAUAGGAUCACAAAUAGUGCAUUUACUGACAUUUUGAAGCUACUGGCUGAAGCAUUCCCUCAACUCAAUACACUCCCAAAAUCUUAUGACGAAGCAAAGAAUCUUCUAAAGGAAUUAGGCCUUGGGUAUGAGUCUAUACAUGUGUGCAUCAAUAAUUGUGUUUUGUUCAGAAAGCAAUAUGCCAUGCAUGACAACUGCCCAGUUUGUGGCAUGUCAAGGUGGAAAGACCCUGCUAGGAAGAAGAUACCACAAAAAGUUCUGAGGCAUUUUCCAUUGGUGCCUAGGCUGAAGAGGAUGUUUCUUUCCAAAAAAGCAUCAGAGGAAGCACAGUGGCACAAGCUAAAGAGGCAACCCAGUGAGAAGGGAAUGAGCCAUCCAGCUAACGGUGAUGCGUGGCAAGAUUUUGAUGAAAAAUAUCCAAAAUUUGCAGAAGAUGCCAGAAACAUGAGGCUUGGCAUUGCCACUGACGGGUUCAAUCCUUUCGGAAACUUUAACACAACCUAUAGUCCUAAAUCACCUGGCAAGCACUUUGAUGUCUUCCUACAACCACUUGUAGAAGAUUUACUUGAGCUUUGGAAGGGUGUGCGUACAUAUGAUGCUCGUGAAGGAAAAAUGUUUGAUCUUCAUGCUGCAGUUCUAUGGGAAUUGUGCAGCAAAACUCUUAACAGGGAUGUGUUGGCUGAAAUGAAGAAAGAAAUCCCUGUAAUUUUGUGCAAGCUUGAGAAAAUUUUCCCUCCUGCUUUCUUUGAUGUGAUGGUGCAUCUUACCGUACAUUUACCCGAAGAGGCAUUACUCCGAGGUCCCAUACAAUAUGGGUCGAUGUACCCAGUUGAAAGGAGGUUGUAUACUUUAAAGAGAAUGUUUAGAGAUGAGUUAAAAAGAAAACGGGUUCCAAACAUUGAUAAAGAUCUUCAGAAAGAAUUCCAGACAUGGUUCAAGAACUAUAUCAUGAGGUUGCGGGAUGAACACAGCGAAGAAAUAGAUGAAGAUCUCUUUUCCUUGGCAUGUGAACCUGAUUGA